AUACAUAAACAUACAUACAGACAUAUGUACCCAACGCUCGGGCAGCUUUUUCUCAGUAGUAGUCUUUAUAUUUUCUACUUUUCGGACCGAAAUCCGAGAUGGGUUCCGGGUACCAAGUGUUUUUGGGUAUGUUAGUUGAAGCUCUGUUAGUGUGUCUCUUUUUCGUAAAAGAAGCAAGAACAGAGCUAGUUUACAACAAUGUGAGCAGUCUGAGAGAAGGAGAGGCAGUGGGAGGGUGUAAUUUGUUUCAAGGAAAAUGGGUAAUUGAUCUUUCAUAUCCCUUCUAUUCAAGCUGUCCCUUCAUUGAUGAUGAGUUUGAUUGCAAAAGUCGCCCAGAUAAGCUCUACCUCAAGUAUGCUUGGAAACCAGACUCCUGUUACUUACCCAGGUUCAAUGGGUACAUUUUUCUAUCGAGAUUGAGGGGGAAGAAGAUAAUGUUUGUGGGUGACUCGCUGAUUGAGAACCAGUGGGAAUCAUUGGCGUGUAUGAUUCACGCGUCCUUGCCCAAAACCAGGAUCAGUUAUGUGAAGAGGGACACACUCUCUUCGGUGAUUUUUCAGGACUUUGGAGUAACAAUACUUCUGUAUCGGUCGCAUUAUUUGGUGGAUAUAGUUAAAGAAAAAAAGGGGCGAGUACUAAAUCUGGACUCCAUCCAAGGUGGCAAUUCAUGGAAGGGGAUGGACAUGCUGGUAUUCAACUCGUGGCAUUGGUGGACCCACAAAGGAAAAUCUCAGCCAUGGGAUUACGUUCGAUUUGGGUCCACCCUUUCGAAAGAUAUGGAUCGUGUGACGGCAUUUUAUAAAGGGUUGACCACAUGGGCCCGAUGGGUUGACCUCAAUGUUGAUCCUUUCAAAACAAAAGUCUUCUUCCAAGGGAUUUCUCCCACCCAUUAUGAUGGCAAGGAGUGGAAUUCAAGAGCAGAUGAUUGCCGUAGUGAGCAACAACCACUGACCGGUUCAACUUACCCAGCAGGCAAACCUCCAGCUGAUACUGUUGUAAAAGCAGUACUGAGUAGAAUGAGGAAACCUGUUUAUCUGCUCGACAUCACAACACUUUCACAACUGAGAAAAGAUGCCCACCCUUCUCAUUAUGGUGGAGACUCGGGCACAGACUGCAGCCAUUGGUGCCUUCCUGGAUUACCCGAUUAUUGGAACCAACUCCUAUAUGCAGCUCUUACUUGAAAUCAAAGACUCCAAAGCGAUCAUUUCUUUUCUCUUUUUAUUUUCCAUUCCUAUUUAAUGGCAUUGGUUGUGUAUUUAGGAUGGUAAGCAUUACUCUACUUCUGCUAGGCAUUGUCCUACUGCUGUAAGGAGAUAAUAAAGGGGACAAUAAUCAAUUGUAAAGUCUGUUGUUAUUUUUAAUGACAAAUAAUUGUUUAGCUUUGAACCAAUCACAAA
Messenger RNA from Cornus florida, 1397 nucleotides. Its product is annotated as protein trichome birefringence-like 38. Gene Ontology annotation, cellular component: Golgi apparatus. NCBI's taxonomy places the organism in Eukaryota, Viridiplantae, Streptophyta, Magnoliopsida, Cornales, Cornaceae. The record is from RefSeq and is a predicted model, not a curated record. Gene Ontology annotation, molecular function: O-acetyltransferase activity. The transcript has 5 exons. Bases 99 to 1181 code for a protein of 360 amino acids.